CCGGCACCCACAACUUCGACCUCCCUGAUCGCAAUGCUCGCUCACCGCUUGACCAAACUCACCCGCUGCGUAGCUGUACCGCACCACACACGCGCCCUAUCCGUGUUGGAGCGCUUCACAAACCCGCAGCCUGAGACUCCGAGCGAGAUCUGGCGCUCUGUGGGUGCUGUGUGCUUUGACGUCGACAGCACUGUGUGCGAGGACGAGGGCAUUGACGUGCUCGCUGAGCACUGCGGUGCUGGUCAGGCUGUCAAGGAGUGGACCACCAAGGCGAUGAAUGGAAACGUCAAGUUUGAAGACGCACUUGCAGCCCGGCUGGACAUUAUCAAGCCGUCGAGGCAAGAUAUCCAGGACUGCUUGAAGCAGCACCCGCCCAAGUUCACACCAGGAAUCAAGAAGCUCAUGAAGACGCUGCAGGAGAAGGGCAUUGCCGUGUUCCUUGUAUCUGGUGGCUUCCGCCUCAUGAUUGAGCCUGUCGCCGAGGAGGUGGGUAUCCCUUUGUCCAGCAUUUACGCAAACUCCAUCUUCUUCGACGACGACGGAAACUACAGCGGCUUCGACGAUGCGGAGCUCACGUCACGUGACGGAGGCAAAGCCCAGGCUAUUGACGUCAUUAAGCGGAUCCACGGCUUCGAGAAGAUCGCCAUGGUCGGCGACGGUGUUACGGAUCUCCAGGCUCGCCCACCUGCCGACCUGUUUGUAGGUUUCGGAGGCAUCGUCACCCGUGACGUCGUAAAGGAAGGAGCUGAUCUUUUCGUAACGGACUUCGACCACUUGACCAAGUUGUUGCAGUAG
This is a messenger RNA of Phytophthora infestans T30-4, 795 nucleotides long. Its product is annotated as phosphoserine phosphatase. Gene Ontology annotation, biological process: L-serine biosynthetic process; dephosphorylation. The record is from RefSeq and is a predicted model, not a curated record. Bases 34 to 795 code for a protein of 253 amino acids. The transcript has 5 exons. Gene Ontology annotation, cellular component: cytoplasm. Lineage: Eukaryota; Oomycota; Peronosporomycetes; Peronosporales; Peronosporaceae. Gene Ontology annotation, molecular function: L-phosphoserine phosphatase activity; magnesium ion binding.